This is a messenger RNA of Ricinus communis (castor bean), 4190 nucleotides long. Its product is annotated as putative serine/threonine-protein kinase-like protein CCR3. The record is from RefSeq and is a predicted model, not a curated record. The coding region runs from base 2415 to 3929 and encodes 504 amino acids. The transcript is spliced from 3 exons. Gene Ontology annotation, molecular function: protein serine/threonine kinase activity; ATP binding. Gene Ontology annotation, biological process: protein phosphorylation. NCBI's taxonomy places the organism in Eukaryota, Viridiplantae, Streptophyta, Magnoliopsida, Malpighiales, Euphorbiaceae.
CACUCGAAGGUGUCAAUUUAUUGUAGCUUACUUCUGUAAUCAGGACACUUUUUUUUUUGGCUAAUAGCUACAGGCUUUCAGUUUCAACAGAGAAGACAGUUAAUUAAGUACAAUUUCGAGGCAAUUCGUCUGAUAGAUACAUCUGCAUUUAGAAAUUCUUAUGCAUUAAAAACAAAGGAAGACUUGUGCCUUCAAAGUCUACAACGUGUGGAGCCAGAUCCACUGCAAAUCCUUUUCAUUGCAGAUGUCACCAGCUACUUGUUUACGUGUCCGAUCUAUCUUUCUUUCUAUUUUCUUUUUACUAUUAAAGUGCGAGAAAAAAAUUAAAAUGUUUUUCGGUGGUUUUGCUUCUUCUUCUUGAAGAUUGAUAGAUAAUCCAAGGAAAGAGUAUGGCUCAAACUGUACGAACAAAUGUUAAAGAAGAUGCUAAUGACAGUGAGAAGGCACGCAGUGGGGCAAAUCGCGUCGGUCAGAAGGUUAGUUCCCUGGAAAGGACCUUCCUUGUCGUAAACUUCAUAUUGGAGCUUCCAUCAGCAGUUUUUGAUCAACUAUCCUCAUUGCAUAGGCCCCAAUUUGCACUACUUUGUUAAUGUCUUUUACAGUCUUGAUAAUUUCCAUCACUGAUCUUGUUUACAAGGGUAGGAAAGAAAAAGUUACUUGGAUGAAAAGGGGAAUGAUGCCUUGGUUUAAUUACCCAUAUCCAAGUUCCAAGCCCUUCGGAACAUUUCCUGACAUUAUCGGACUAGUAUUGUGCAAUCUUUCAAUACAUUCUUGCAUCAAUAGCAUAUGCCUUUUUGUUUCGGUAUGCAGAUAAUCCUGUCAAAGUGUCUGUUUGGCCUAUAAUAUUUGCCUUUGGUAUAUUAUGUUCUAAUUUUCAGGAAAUCCUCCAGAAAAUAGACAAAGCCGACGCACGAGAAGACUGAAUAGAGCAGAUGAAUUUACUCUGGAUGAGAUAGCUGCUGCUACCAAUGAUUUCUCGUUGCAGACAAAGAUUGGUAAUCGGAUAUUUGGGACUGUUUAUAGAGGGAAACUAGCAGAUGGUCGCGAAGCAGUGAUAAAGAGAGGGGAGAGAGGCCAAACAAAGAAACUUUAUCAAGAGAAACAAAAUGAAUUUGAAUCUGAACUGGAAUUCCUGUUAAGGCUUCACCAUAAACAUUUGGUUAGGCUAAUUGGGUACUGCGAUAAUGGGGUUGAGAAGCUUUUAGUUUUUGAGCACAUAGAGAAUGGAUCUUUAUAUGACCAAUUACAUGUAACAAUUAGUAGUAUGAUCAAUUCUUCGAAAGUGAGGAUCAAGACUGCAUUAGAUGCUGCUAGAGAAAUCCAAUAUCUUAUGCAGUCCCACCAGUAAUCCACAGAUUCAUAAACUCUUCUAACAUACUGCUCGACAGAGAUUGGACAGCAAUAGUUUCCGAGUUUGGACUAUCAUUGAAGGCUCCUGAAUCAGAACUUGAUUACAGGCCAAUAGGAUCUGUUCGGUAUAUAGAUCCUGAGUAUUAUUUGCGAAACAUAAUAACCGCUAAAAAUGAUGUGUGUGGUUUUGGUGUGAUAUUAUUAGAACUUCUGACAGGCAAAAUAGCUAUGUUUAAGGAUGAUAAUAAUGGAGGCACAUUAACAUGUAUAAUAGAUUUUGCAGCCCCUAGAAUUAUAGCUAGUGAAUUGGUUAAUAUUUUGGACCCUAAGGUUAAUCCUCCAAAGCUAAUGAGGCAGAGGCAGUAGAGCUGAUGGCAUAUACUGCAGUUCAUUGUUUGAAUUCGGAAGGGAGAAAAAGACCAGGUAUGACUGAUGUAGUUGCGAAUUUGGAGCGAAGUUUGGCUCUGUGCAUUGGUAAUGAGAUUAAUCUGACCUAAAGCUAUCGUGCAUUGUUUGGAUCGAAAUGAACAAGAAGCAUCAGAAAGCCUCAAAGCCAAUACAGCUUAGUGUAUAUGCUCAAGCUUUUGUAGUUAGACCCUUUCUUUUACCCCCUAGCUACAGGUUUUCAGUUUCCAUAUAGACUUUUCAGAGUAAAUGCAAUACUAAAAUAUGUAUAACUUGAGAGUUCAGAUACACGAUUGAAUAUAGAAGUAUUUAAUUCCUUAGUCUAUUCAUGAUAACAAUUUGCGUUGCCAAUUUCAGGCGUUAGAAUAAUGUAAACAUUAUAUCACAAUCAAAGGUAGUUCAUAUGGUUCGUGGAAAUCCUACUAAAAAUAUGAUGAUAAUGCCUGCAUCUAUUUCUUGUGGAUUUACUUUAAUACAAAAAACAGAACAGAACGGCCAGAUAUCAAACCAAAUCCAUUUGACUGCGAUAUAUAUUAUAUAGAACAGAACGGCCACCCGUUUACUUUUCCUUCCAAUGUUUGUAAUCUUUCUCCCUUUCAUUUGGAAAACUACUUCUGGGUUAUGGUUCUGCUGGGAUAUUUACAAUCCUUGCGAAGACUAUGGCUGAAUCUCUCAAUAUUGAUGUUGAAGAAGAUGAUUAUGGCAGUGACAAGGCGCACGGCAGGGCAGUUCACUUCGAUCGCAAGGUUAGUAACUUGGAAAGGGUCUUCCUUAUCGCCAACUUCAUCUUAGAGCUUCCAUCAGCUGUUUUUGAUCAGCUAUCCUCAGUGCACAAGCCCCAAUACGCGUUGCUAAGUAUGUUUAUGUCCUUCACAAUCUUGACCAUUUCUAUCAUGUAUCUUGUUUACAAGGCUCAGAAAGGAGUAACUUGGAUGAAGAAAGGGUGGAUACCUUGGUUUUAUUAUCAACAUCAAAAUUCCAGACCUUUUGGAACAUUUCCUGACAUAAUUGGAUUACUUUGUGCAUUUUUCCAAUGCAUUUUUGCAUCACUAUCAUACGCCUUGUUGUCUCGACAGGUUAAUAAUCCUAUCAAAGUGUCUGUUUGGCCUAUUAUCUUUGCUUUUGGUCUAUUGUAUUCUAGACUGUCAGAAACUCCUCCACAAAAGAGGUCAACCCCACAUGUAAGGAAAUUGAAUAGAGCAGUUGAAUUUACUCUGGCUGAGCUUGCUGCUGGAACUGAUGAUUUCUCGUUACAGAACAAGCUUGGUGUAGGGCGAAGUGGAGUUGUUUACAAAGGGAAACUAGCAAAUGGUAAUGAAGUGGUAGUAAAGAGAGGGGAGAGAGGUCAAGAAAGGAAAUUUUCUGAAGAGGAACAUAGGGCUUUUGAAACUGAACUGCUAUUCUUGUCAAGGCUUCACAACAAACACUUAGUUAGGCUUAUUGGGUAUUUCGAAGAUGAGAAUGAGAGGCUUUUAGUUUAUGAGCUCAUAAAGAAUGGAGGUUUGUUUCAUCAUUUACAUGACAAGGACAAUAAUGAAAAGAAUAGCAGUGUGAUCAAUUCAUGGAAAACGAGGAUCAAGAUUGCAUUAGAUGCUGCUAGGGGAAUUGAAUAUCUUCACAAUUAUGCAGUUCCACCAGUAAUUCACAGAGACAUCAAAUCUUCCAACAUAUUGCUCGAUGCAAAUUGGACUGCAAGAAUUGCAGAGUUUGCAUUAUCGUUGAUGGUGCCUGAAUCAGAACAUGGUUACAGAUUGAUGAAGGCAGUAGGAACUGCUGGCUAUAUCGACCCCGAGUACUAUGCUCUUAAUAUAUUAACUGAAAAGAGCGAUGUAUAUAGUUUUGGUGUGGUACUACUAGAACUUCUGACAGGCAAGAAAGUUAUAUUCUAUGAUGAUAAUAGUGAAGGCACACCAACAAGUGUAGUGGAUUUCGCAAUGCCCAGAAUUUUGUCUGGCGACUUUGUUAAGGUUUUGGACCCUAGGGUCAAUCCACCAGAGUUUAAUGAAGAAGAGGCAGUGGAGCUGGUGGCGUAUACUGCACUUCAUUGUGUGAAUUUAGAAGGGAGAAACAGGCCAACUAUGACUGAUGUAGUCGCUAAUUUGGAGCGAAGUUUGGCUCUAUGCAUUGAUAGUAGUAAUGAGGAUGAGAUGAACAUCAAGCAUCAGUCUGAAUGAAUAGAAAAGAUGCAUCAGAAAGGCAAAAAAGCUAGAGAAUUACAUGAGAAAUGGAAUGCAUUCAAAUGGAGGCGUCAACUUUUGCAGUUAGAAUUAUUUUCUCUAGCUACAGGUUUUCAGUUUCUAUGGAGUUUUAUAGUGAAUUAUGUCUAGAUUUGCACUGUGAUUCUAUUUUAACGGCCCACUUAAUCUCCUGUAACAGUAGCUAUACUUUACUGGUUUUUAAUCAAAUUAGCAAGCAGCAUUAAACAAUUGACAAUA